Humulus lupulus (European hop) is the source of this 3446-nucleotide messenger RNA. RefSeq names its product alanine--glyoxylate aminotransferase 2 homolog 2, mitochondrial-like. The coding region runs from base 156 to 1598 and encodes 480 amino acids. Gene Ontology annotation, cellular component: mitochondrion. NCBI's taxonomy places the organism in Eukaryota, Viridiplantae, Streptophyta, Magnoliopsida, Rosales, Cannabaceae. The record is from RefSeq and is a predicted model, not a curated record. The transcript is spliced from 10 exons. Gene Ontology annotation, molecular function: transaminase activity; pyridoxal phosphate binding.
GUCAAUCACUCUCUCUAUUAUCUUUCUCUCCGCACGCACUUAAACGCGCGCCUCGUUUUCCUAUACUCACCACAGCAGAGCCCAAAUCCAGCAUUUUCGGGGUCGAAAAUAUAGAGAGAGGUCUUUCCCAGAAACCAAACAGCCCAAGAGAAAAAAUGCAGAGAUUCUUGACGCGGAAGGUAUUAUCGGGAAGAGAAUUACAUGGGUGGCAGCGUUGCUUCUCUCAUGCAGCUCAGAAAGAGGCCUCACUCCACGACAAUGGCGUCGCCGAUGUUGCCAUCCCUAAAAUCCCUCACUUCGAUUACUCUCCACCGCCGUACGAAGGUCCCUCUGCCGAUGAGAUUUUGGCCAAGCGCAAGGAGUAUCUCAGCCCUUCCAUGUUCUACUUCUACAACAAACCGCUGAACGUGGUGGAUGGAAAGAAGCAGUACUUGUUCGACGAUACUGGGCGGAGAUAUCUGGACGCAUUUGGAGGGAUUGCUACGGUGUGCUGUGGCCACUGCCACCCUGAUGUGGUUGACGCCAUCGUUUCCCAAACAAAACGCUUACAACACUCCACCAUCCUCUACCUCAACCGCGCCAUAGCUGAUUUUGCUGAGGCUCUCGCAUCCAAGUUGCCUGGAAAUCUCAAGGUGGUGUUCUUUACGAACUCUGGGACUGAAGCUAAUGAGUUAGCGAUGAUGAUAGCGAGAUUGUACACGGGUUGCCAUGAUAUUAUAUCGUUGAGAAACGCGUACCACGGUAACGCUGCUGGGACCAUGGGGGCCACCGCACAGUGCAACUGGAAAUUUAAUGUCGUACAGAGUGGAGUUCAUCAUGCUCAAAACCCAGACCCGUAUAGAGGAGUUUUUGGUUCAGAUGGAGAGAAGUAUGCUAGAGACGUCCAAGAAAUCAUUGAGUUCGGAACUUCUGGAAGCGUUGCUGCUUUUAUAUCUGAAGCUAUACAAGGAGUAGGAGGAAUUGUUGAAUUGGCACCAGGUUACUUGUCUGCAGCAUAUAGCAGCGUAAAGAAAGCAGGUGGCCUUUGUAUUGCAGACGAGGUCCAAUCUGGGUUUGGUCGCACUGGGAGCCACUUCUGGGGAUUUGAGACCCAGGGCGUCGUGCCUGACAUAGUAACAAUGGCAAAGGGCAUUGGGAACGGCAUUCCCCUUGGUGCUGUUGUAACCACCCCGGAGAUUGCAGAGGUCCUGACUCGCCGCAAUUACUUUAACACUUUUGGUGGAAAUCCUGUAUGCACAGCUGCAGGACUAGCUGUUUUGAAGGUGAUUGAGAAAGAAAAGCUUCAGGAGAAUGCAUUUAUUGUUGGUACCUAUCUCAAAGAGAGACUUACCGCUCUCAAGGACAAAUAUGAAGUUAUUGGAGACGUGAGGGGAAGAGGACUAAUGCUUGGAGUUGAACUGGUCACCGAUCAUCAGUUGAAAACCCCUGCCAAAGCUGAAACUUUACAUAUCAUGGACCAAAUGAAAGAUCUGGGGGUUCUGAUAGGAAAAGGUGGAUAUCAUGGAAAUGUAUUCAGAAUAACACCUCCCCUUUGCUUCAACAAGGAAGAUGCAGAUUUCUUGGUGGACGCUCUGGUUUACUCAAUGGCCAAGCUGUGAAGUUAAGCUGUGAAGCUCACAACAUACCAUUGACACCCAUUGAUGCCCUGCUGAAAAUGCUUGACGCCCUCUCUGGAUUCUCGACACCACAUCUGGAAGGUCAUUUUGCAAAGUAACUUGUGAAAAUCUAUUUUCACUAAUUAGUUUUUUUUUUUAAUUACAAGUAUAAAGAAGGCUAUAUGAUCUCUGUUCCUCGUGAUUGCAUGAGUCGUAUCUCCCAAGCGUGGCUUCUAAUGACAAAAUAUCGUACUAACAUAUUAAAGUUACAGUCUAUAGAUCUUCGCUAGCUUAAUGUAUCUAAUCUAUCAAGUACCCAAAAACUAGUAAGGAUUAUCAAUUUAUGUCAUUUUCUCAUAUAGACAAGGAACAUGUUAUUAUCGGCACAUCUUGACACUGCACUAUAUGGAAUAAUGAUCUUAACAACUUUUUCUUUCUUCUUUUUUCUUUUCUAGACCAAAUUUAACUGGCUUACGUAUAUAUUAGUGUGGAAUGACAUGUCCAACGCAUGUUUGCUUUUAUAUGAGCAAUAAAUGUGUAACCUAACAUUUGGGCUUGCGUGUAAUGGGUUGUGUUGUGUCAUUGUUCACAAACGAUAUUAAAACGUUUUGAUGUAAUGGUAUGCCUUGUUUAUCGUGAAAACAAUAUUAUUGUAAUUUUCCAAUAAUGAUAUUAUCAAAGAAGCAUAAAUAGAAGUGAGAGAGAGAGAGAGAGAGAGAGAGAGAGAGAGAGAGAGAGAGAGAGAGAGAGAUGGGAAAGAGUGUCGACAUGUUUGGAGCGAGUUGCCCCAAACAACUCGUACGGACAGUUUAAUAUAAUGUACACGUAUAGAUCUUCAGAGGGAUGAGUACACUAUGUCCUCAUCUUAUAUUUCGGCUCUGACAACCUUCCAAAUUACCAUAAUACCCCUAUGUGUUUUUGAAAGAAUCACAGCAAUACAAAAAUUAUAUUAAAAAAAAAAAGUCUACAACAAACAGAUUCAUAUUAUCACAGAUCUAUAUACAAGAGAUGGUUUAAAACCCCAUCAAUUUUUUUAUUUAAAAAAUAUUUAAAUCCCCAAUGAAAAUAAAAAGGGAAAUUAAUCCUCCUAAAUUAAACUUUUUCAAACUAGGGUUUUCUGGUUUGACUCAAACCAAUAGUUUGACAAUUGUAACAAGUAAUUUGACAAAUAAAUACACACGAGAGAUAUAGAGUUAGUUUUAUAAGGAAAGGACAUUUUAGUAAUAACAUGGGUUUUCGUAUAUAAGUAUAAUAAUACCAUAUGAACACAAGUGAUGUAAUUAUUAUCUGAGCUACCAAAUGUAGACUAUAUAGCUAGCUAGACACAAGAAAAUAGAGCUCAUAUGCUAUGUUCCAAUUCCAUGUUUAAGGAAGAAAAAAAUGUGGACAGAGAUGAAGGAUGGAGUUUCGAUAAUGAUGUCAGUGAUUUUGAGAAAAAACAUCCAAAUGUUUCGUGAAAUAGGUGCGUUGUUUAAGGAUUUCUUCUGGGUCUUAACGUCGACGGUUCAGUUUUCCGGCAUGCUUUUCCGGCCAACCACCGCCGUUAAUUCCAGGGCCAACAGGUACUACUCCGCUAGUUCUUCGAGAAGAUUAUAUACCAUCUGAUCGAUCAUCAUACUUAAUUUAAUUACCAUUUGUGUAACUCUCUCUACUAUGGCUAAUUAUUUUUAUUUAAAUUAUUAUAUAUAUCAUUAUUGUUCAAUCAAUCCAUUAUAUAUAACUUUCUUCAAUUCAUUUUGGUGAUCAGACUACAUUUUUUUUUGGGUGUAAUUGUAAUAAUCUAUGUCUUUUAUAUAUAGAUCCAAGAAAUAUUGAUGUGUUUUUGGAAUAUAUUGUUAUCAUUUUGGUGCU